Symbiodinium sp. CCMP2592 is the source of this 1992-nucleotide messenger RNA. The record is from the annotation of a GenBank genome assembly. Lineage: Eukaryota; Dinophyceae; Suessiales; Symbiodiniaceae.
AUGACGUGCGUGACAUCCUUGAACCACACGGUGUCCAUGAAGGGCUGCCUCUGCGUGCGGCACCUGGCGGAGGACGUUCGAGAGUUUCGCGCCUUUCUCCGUCGAUGUCCGGAGGCCCUUGAGCUCCUCGCAGCCGUCGCCCGGCCGCCUACACUGACGCAGGCCAGGAGCUUGGAAAGGGAAGAGGAGAAGUUCCACCGCAUCGCUGCAGAGCGUGCGCUGAGGGCGAUCCUACUCGAAAGCUCGGAGCGCGAGAAGGCUUCAGUGCGUGCGCGAUGCGAAGGUUUCGGCAACUACAUGCCUCCACCUGAUCCAGAGGAGCAGUCUCAAACAGGUGCUGCAGGCUUCGUCAAUGAGGUCGUGGGCUUCGUCGGGGACGCGGUGGCAGACACCGUGGACGACUUCCGAGAGAAAGGCGCAGUCGGUGCGGUGAAGGAUGGGAUCGCGGACGCUGCGGAUUUGCAGCUCGUCCAUGAAGAGAAAGCCGUUGCGAAGGACAAGAUCGACAAGGCCAGCACGCCGGUGAAUGAUGAGAUCCUGGCUUGCCGGAGGCAGAGGUACUUGACCUCAGUGAUCGACGUCUUCGUCGGUUCGAUUCGGCGUCUGCGCGGCGCGUGGCUCACCGAUGACCUCGCAGUGCAGCGUAUCCACGGCUUCGGACUCCUGGCGGUGCGCAUAAUUUGCGUGCGUGCCUCGGACGACGCCCACAAGCAGAAGCUCGUGGACUUCUUCCGACGAGAUGAGCGAAACCUCCGAGCGAGGUUCUUGGCCACGGGUGACCCACUCGACGGCGAGCCUCGAGUACUGCUGAAGGUGCCCUAUGACCGGAGCCUUGACGGUUGGGUGGAGCAUGAGUGGGACGUGCUCUCAGACCUACAGGGCAUCCCAGGGGUUCCCAAGCUCGCCGGCCCGGCCUUCUUCUUCGAGGACCUGGGCGUGAGGGCUCUGGCACUGGAGUUCGCUGGCAUGCCAAGCCUCCAGCAGCAUGCAGAGUCUAGGCGAAAGCCGGCCACGGAGGAGCUCUUUCGCAUGACCAUCUUUUUCGUCGGCACCCUGGAGAAGGUCCACCAGCGCGGCUGGCUGCACGCGGACCUACAGCCGAAGGAUUUGCUGGUACUUGACAAAUCUGCGGCCUGGCAGCCACUCCGGCAGACGACGGAGAGCAUGAUGCAGGAGGAGCCGAUCGGAUUGAUCUGCGGUUGGACGCACGCCAUGAGAUGGACGGCGGACGCAGCGGAGCUGCAGCGGAGAGAGGUCUGCGCCCAGUUGCAGGAGCUACUCGGGUCAGGGCCCCUUUCGGCGGCCUCGGCGGUCUCCAUCAGCGGAGUGGUCUCCGUGGCUGAGAGCUACUCUUCGGACAGACAGUUCCGGAGUCGACUCGCGAGCCUUCCGAGUCCUUCCGCCUUCUCGGCGCCCGAGCAGUUCGUGACGCUUUUCACGGGCCAGGAGAUGGAGACACCGGCCACGGAUGUAUAUCGCCUGGCCGCCAUCGCGACACAGACGUUUACGGGCGAGCCGUUCAAGAUGGAACGCACUCAGGAGCUCAUGACGACCCUGCGGCGCCUAUCCCACCGAGCCCUUCUGCGGCGUGCUCGCGAGCGGAGCUGCUCUUUGGGCUGCGGGGAGGCGCCUGAGGAGCUGGCGCAGGAGGUCGUGAUCUUCACUGAGGCGUUUCGGCAACUUCUCAAGGUGAAAAUUUCAGUUCCACCAACACAGGGAUUGGAGCCCUGGUUAGCAUCCUGCUUGGCGCGUGAUCCAGCAGAGCGUCUGUCGACUGCAUCGGAGGCGCUUGAGCUGCUGGGCCAGCUAUGGUCCGAGACACAGGCACAGCUGCUGAAACUCCGUCAGGAGGAGCCUGAAGCUGCAACGACCACAGACGCCACGGAGGAGACCGAGGCCACGGAGAGCAGCUCGGAGGUCGCUGUGAGGCUUCGUCGCGAGCGCCUUGAGUUGGAGUCGCCGGAGUUGUUGAAAGAGAUGACAAUUCUCUGA